Exophiala oligosperma is the source of this 1680-nucleotide messenger RNA. RefSeq lists its product as uncharacterized. The record is from RefSeq and is a predicted model, not a curated record. Lineage: Eukaryota; Fungi; Ascomycota; Eurotiomycetes; Chaetothyriales; Herpotrichiellaceae. The transcript has 5 exons. Bases 10 to 1680 code for a protein of 556 amino acids.
CUCCGACUCAUGACGACAUCCCCACGACUCGAUAUGCGGCACACAAUUACGACGACGUCACGUCAGGGGAUGGACGUGAAUGACGUUUCCCCACCAAUUUUGGUGCAUUCCCUGCCAGGCGUUGACGUUCGUGACAACGCUUCCCCAACGAUGUCAGCUACCUUGCAAGAUAGAGCAUAUGCCUUGCUUGGCUCAUCCAAUGGACGGACUGCUCCGCGGGCUCACCGAAGUCUCGACCACCAGGCGGUACUACCAGGCACGAACAUUCAUGACACCAAGCUCCCUACUAUGAUGGCUACCUUGCAAGAUCAGUCCCAUGUGCUGGUGGAAGGCCCGGCAGCGAUCUUGCGGAAGGAUCUUAAUGCGGACAGUCACGAGCUGGCGCACCAGGUACCAGAGGUCCGAGGUGCUGUUCAAACCACACAGCCUAGUAGCAGCAACGCCGAAGUCGUGAGAGAUAUUGGUUGGCAUAAGGCUAAUGUAGAGAUACCUGAUCCGCUGAUAGGUGGUCACACAAAUAGAGAGCUUUUUCAAUUCAUCAGACGCUUCAACAAGGAUGUCUUCGAUGUCAGAGCUGUGCCUAUGGAAAUUGCAAGUGGUCUCGACCUUAAUGAUGCGUGGUCUCAGGAUCAUGCGGCCGACAAAUUGACGCUGCACCUGGAACGGAUUUACUUGACUGUGGUUCUUGGCUUCGCAAGUCUUGGAAAACAAGUAUCGCGACUUCGUUCAUGGAAGGAGACUCGCCGUACAUCGGCGUUCUGCGCGGUAUAUUUCACUGCGUGGCUACUUGAUCUUCUUAUGCCGCUCCUCCUGGGGACAUUGAUUCUCGUGGCCUCUUCUGUGGAAGCUCGCAACGCACUCUUUCCGCCAGCACCGCGUGCUCUGGUAAACAUCAUGACAGGCGGGUGCCAGAAGCCGCAGGCAGGUCAGCUAGGCACCAACGACACACUCACCGGUGCUCCGGAAAAGCAGCCGGGUGAAGCUAUGGAGGAGGAAGCGGCCAAUUUCGUCGACAACGUCCGACAUAACCUUCAAAGGGCUAUCGGUAUGCAUAACAAGCCACAGCAGGAGGGAGAUCCACUGGAGGGGAAGGUUCCGAAGCCUGUCAGGGAAGCAGUCAAAGCCGUCCAAGCCGCAGGUUCCGCACCAGGGCAUAUCACCGAGACUACCGAUCAGACUCAGGAGCCGAUGGAAGAGAUCAUAUGGGCUGGUGUCAACCCGGAAACUGUUGCCAAUAUCCUUGAUGUUGCGCCACAUGUGGUUGGGGAGGUUGCUGAUAAUUGGGAGAGGGUUGCGAACGCACUUUCGCCAACUUCACCAUUUUCUCAUGUUGCUUUCCUCAGAAUCGAUGCUGUUCUAGUCCCUCUAUUCCUCAUGUCGCUUUUUAUUAAUUAUUACAUGGUCUAUAAGACAACUGGGUUGGCCAUUGGAUUCGUCAUUUUUGGCGACCCAAUACUGACACCUUCAAUGGCGUGGUUCAAACGAAAGGUACCCAAUUAUAUGGAGCUUGCAGAGCCCAAGAAUAAUUCUAUCGUAUUUAUACUUAACGAAAAAGGAAAAUACUUGUUACGAAUCAGGCUGCGGCCAGGUCAUGACCAGCAGCCAACUAACAGGAAAGGAAGCUAUACCGAACAGACAGCCUCGUUGGCAAGGCUGGGAUCACGUGACAGGGCUCAGUAG